CAGUCUCCUUGGCUCUCUCCACCGUCACUGUGAGCUGCUGUUGAGCUUCUUGCCAUCAGCCCAGCCUGCUCGUCCAACUUGCUAAUCUCCUCCCUCUCCUCUCAUCGAAUCUCCAUCCUCGUGUCUCUCUCCUCCACUGCUCUCUUUUGAUCUGUUCAUUCUAAUACAUCUCGUGUUUCAGAUAUUGAAGGAGCUACAUCUGAUCGUGGAUCGAUUUAUUGUCUCGUUCAUUCUUUCUUACCUACGUGUCACUCUCUCACAUGUAGAUUUAACCAAUGGCCAGAUGAAGUGCACAACACUAGGAAAUAGAAAUACAGUAGUACACCAUGUGAAUGCCCAUAGUUCGUGGGAAGAAAGUUGAUGCGGCUUUCUCCUUUGUCUAAUGAGUUCUUCAAGGAGCUCCUACAGUACACUCAGCUGAAACAUGCCAACAAAGGUCGAGCAUUGCAUGCUCGCAUCAUCAAAACCGUCUCACCUUCUUGUAUUUUCCUUGAAAAUAGCCUUGUUAAUUUCUAUGCAAAGUGCGGUCACUUGCCCAACGCCAAGGUUGUUUUCGACAACAUUCGUGUCAAAGAUGUUGUCUCAUGGAAUUGUCUCAUCAACGGGUACUCCCAACGGGGACACUCUGGCUCUUCCUUCGUCAUAGAACUCUUUCGGCGUAUGAUCGCAGAUAAUACCUCUCCCAAUGCCCACACUUUCUCUGGUGUCUUUACUGCUGCUUCCAGUUUGUCUGACAUUUGUGUUGGCCGGCAAGCGCACGCGGUCGCCAUCAAAACUGCAAGCUUUUAUGACGUUUUUGUUGGGAGUUCGCUUCUUAAUAUGUAUUGCAAAACGGGGUUUGUUGAUGAAGCCCGUAAGUUGUUUGAUAGAAUGCCUGAAAGGAAUCCUGUUUCUUGGGCUACAAUGAUUUCUGGGUAUGCUACUCAAGAGAUGGCUGGAGAGGCUCUGGAGAUUUUUGAAUCCAUGCGUCGUGAGACUGAGGGUGAGAACGAGUUCGUGUUUACUAGUGUUCUAAGUGCUCUGACAAUUCCUGAACUUGUAGACACUGGUAAGCAGAUUCAUUCUCUCGCUGCUAAAAAUGGGCUGUUGUCAAUUACCUCUGUGGAAAAUGCUCUUGUAACGAUGUAUGCUAAAUGUGGGAGCUUGGAUGAUGCAUUUAAGACAUUUUACUUAUCUGGGGGUAAAAAUUCAAUCACAUGGUCGGCAAUGAUUACUGGUUAUGCACAAAGUGGGGAUUCAGGUAAGGCGUUGAAGUUGUUUCACAGUAUGCAUCUCUCUGCAGUCGUGCCCAGUGAAUUUACUCUUGUCGGGGUUAUCAACGCUUGCAGUGACCUUGGUACUCUUAUAGAAGGAAAGCAGAUGCAUAGUUAUGCGUUGAGGUUAGGUUAUGAAUCACACAUGUACGUUUUGACAGCUUUAGUGGACAUGUAUGCAAAAUGUGGCAGCAUUGCUGAUGCUCGCAAGGGCUUUGAUUAUCUACGGCAACCUGACAUUGUUCUUUGGACUUCUAUCAUAACAGGGUACGCACAGAAUGGGGAUAGUGAAGGUGCUUUAAAUCUGUAUUGCAAAAUGCAGAUGGAAGGAAUUAUUCCCAAUGAGCUUACUAUGGCAAGUGUCCUAAAAGCCUGCUCUAGCCUAGCUGCUUCAGAUCAAGGAAUGCAAAUCCACGCGCGGAUUGUAAAGUACGGUUUCAGCUUGGAAAUCCCAAUUGGAAGUGCACUUUCUGCCAUGUAUGCAAAAUGUGGAAAUAUGGAUGAAGGGUGUCGUGUUUUUUGUAGGAUGCCUUCCAGAGAUGUAAUUUCAUGGAAUGCAAUGAUAUCCGGUCUUUCUCAAAAUGGUUAUGGCAAUGAAGCCUUGGAGUUGUUUGAGGAGAUGCGUUUGGAGGGCACAAAACCAGACCAUGUCACGUUUGUAAAUCUUCUCUCUGCUUGCAGUCAUAUGGGACUUGUGGAGCGAGGUUGGGAUUAUUUCAAGAUGAUGUUUGAUGAGUUCAGCAUUGUUCCCACAGUAGAGCAUUAUGCAUGCAUGGUUGAUAUCUUGAGCCGUGCUGGUAAACUGAAUGAAGCAAGAGAGUUCAUUGAAUCAGCAAAAAUUGAUCAUGGUUUGUGUUUGUGGCGCAUAUUAUUAGGGGCCUGUAGGAACUAUCGUAACUAUGAUCUUGGUGCCUAUGCUGGAGAAAAACUGAUUGAGCUAGGCUCACCAGAAUCAUCCACUUAUGUUUUGUUAUCUAGUAUUUAUACAGCCUUGGGCAAGUGGGAAGAUGUAGAGCGUGUAAGAAGGAUGAUGAAAGUCCGAGGGGUGACUAAAGAACCUGGUUGUAGCUGGAUUGAGUUAAAGAGUUUAGUUCAUGUUUUUGUUGUCGGAGACCAGAUGCAUCCACAGAUAGAUGAGAUACGAUCAGAGUUACGGUUUUUGACCAAAUUGAUGAAAGAUGAAGGAUAUCGACCUCGUUUAGAUCCAUUGCCUGUCACUAUUGUUGAUGAUUUGGAAGAUCAAGAAGGCAGCCAAGACAUGCGGAUUGCAGUUUUUGGUGGCUAGCAAUAAGACUGGGAUGAUGAUCUGGUCAAGGAAACUGAUCUCAAGGUUUUGCUGGUUAAUUUGCUGUGAGAGAGGUGUGACUCAUCUACUGGAACGGUGGGCUAUAAAUUGUAUUCUUUUAUUGUUUUGGUGAACGGUGGGCUAUAAAUUCAAGGCUAACCGAGCUAAGAAAUUCUUCAAUAUUAUGUAUAUUUUUUAAAAAAAUUGCAGAUCAAAGUAGUUAUAGAUAGACACGUGUCAGCAUAUCAGGAAACACUUUUCAAUCAGGCCAUCUAUGACAUGCUUACCUGCCUGUUCAUAAUUGUCUUGGUUCAUAAGCUUUUAAGAAUUCUUAACAUCCGUAAACUACUGGUUUUGUUAGGUUCAUAGGUUGUUUGCUAGGUGUAGCGGAAAGAUCAAGCAUCAGAGAAAGGUCAGACAGUAAUUUUAAGAUAUGGAAUGUACAAUCAUAUUUUCUUAUGUUAUCCUCUAUAAAUACAUAAAUGCAUUAAUA
Molecule: messenger RNA, 3031 nt
Organism: Prosopis cineraria
Lineage: Eukaryota; Viridiplantae; Streptophyta; Magnoliopsida; Fabales; Fabaceae
Product: pentatricopeptide repeat-containing protein At2g33680-like
Exons: 3
Coding region: 361-2538 (725 amino acids)
Biological process (GO): RNA modification
Molecular function (GO): protein binding; RNA binding
Source: RefSeq, a predicted model, not a curated record